AUGUCGGUCUCUUUCUCGCGACCGUUCUUUCCGUUGAUUCGUCCUUGUCACUUUUCAGUGGAUGUUGACUUGCGCAUCUAUUCCUAUACAUUAAACUGCGUAUACGGCGUACUUAUUUAUUAUUAUUAUUUUUUUUCUAGGUCGCCAAUCAUGGUUAGAAGUAGACUUUUUGGAUCGUUAAGGAGAAGCACGUUUUUUAAAAAUUUUAAUGGUAAAAAUUGUCGUUUGGCUUUGUUGGGCACUGGGUGCUUCAGUACAUUUGCGUUUGUUACCAUUGUUCACAGUAAAAAUUCGCCAAAUACAGAUAAACAAUGUACUCCCGACAAGUGUGAACAAGAAGUUCUGAAUGCUUCAAAUUUCACCGUUGAUAGUGCAAUUCGUUUUAUGAGGUCCAUCAAGAUAGGAUUUUCGGUUUCUUUGGAUUACUAUUUUUCCGAAUUAGGUUUAACAGAAAACACUCCGAAUUACAACAUCAUGAUGAGUCGAAUUCACCAAAGAGCGGCUAAUAAAAUCUUGGAAGGGUGCUUGCUCAAUGGCGGUUCGUAUAUUAAACUCGGACAAGGUUUGUGCUCAAUGAGCCACAUCCUGCCUCCGGAGUACGUUAACACGUUGAAAUCGCUGCAGGAUAAAUGUCUAAUGCGAAAGGAAAACGAACUUAAUCAAAUUUUCGAAAAAGACUUCGGAAAAUUGCCAAAUGAAAUAUUUAAAGAAUUUGAUACCACUCCAAUUGCUGCAGCCAGUAUUGCUCAGGUAUUUAAAGCAAAAACCAAAGAUGAUGAAACGGUAGCUGUGAAAGUUCAGUAUAUAGACUUACAAGAACGUUUUGAAGGUGACGUGGCAACUAUUAAUUUUUUAUUGAAAGUAGCAGGAACAUUACAUCCCAGCUUUAACUUCGAUUGGGUCCUCGAAGAUUUGAAGGCAUGUUUACAACAAGAACUGGAUUUUGUGAAUGAGGGAAAGAAUUCUGAGAGGUGUGCCAAAGAGUUACAACAACUGAAGUACGUCUAUGUGCCUAAAGUAAAUUGGGAAUUAACAAGUAGGAGAGUGCUGGUGACUGAAUUUAUUGAGGGCCAUAAAAUAUGUGAUGUAGCUAAAAUAAAGCAGGAUGGAUUAUCGCUGGCUGAUAUAAACACUAAACUAUUUGAAGCCUUUGGUCACCAAAUUUUUCAAACCGGAUUUGUUCACGCCGAUCCCCAUCCAGGAAAUAUUUUAAUAAGAAAGGUUAAUGGGAAAGCCCAAUUGGUGCUUCUGGACCAUGGACUGUAUCAAGAAAUUUCUGCCAAAGAUAGAGAAGCAUUAAGUUACAUGUGGAAAGCAAUAGUCUAUAAAGAGUACGACAACAUGAAGAAAUACGCCAAUCAGUUAGGAGUUACCGAUCAUAUAAUUUUCGCCGAAAUUCUAACCCAGGCUCCACUUAGAACACGUGGUUUCAAUUUAAAUUACAGACUCACUGAACACGACUUACAACAAAUGACCCAAUUUGCCAAAGAAAGAUUUGAAGUUAUCAUGAAAUGUUUGAAAGAAAUGCCUCGUUCUCUGCUUUUAGUUAUCAGAAAUUUAAAUACCAUUAGAGCUAUAGCUCAGGAUCAUGGGAAUCCCAUAGAUAGGUACACUGUUUUGGCAAGGGUGGCAACCAAGUGUAUUUUCAGUAAACAAGAUACUUUCUUUAAAAGAUUGAGCAAUAUGAUAGGAAGACUAUAUUUUGAAUUAAUGUUACUAAUAAAUAAAAUAUCCACUUGGUUUACGGAAAUUAUGAUAAAACUUGUAGAUAAAUCAGGAGCAGUGGAAGAUUUACAGAGGGAGUUCUCCAGUAUCAACACUUUAUAAUGGUCUAUUUUUAAAAUAUGUAAAUAGCAUAAUACUUAAUAUAAUUUGUUUUAU
This is a messenger RNA of Aethina tumida (small hive beetle), 1881 nucleotides long. RefSeq lists its product as uncharacterized. Lineage: Eukaryota; Metazoa; Arthropoda; Insecta; Coleoptera; Nitidulidae. The transcript is spliced from 8 exons. The coding region runs from base 1 to 1827 and encodes 608 amino acids. The record is from RefSeq and is a predicted model, not a curated record.